Messenger RNA from Dentiscutata erythropus, 1028 nucleotides. Lineage: Eukaryota; Fungi; Glomeromycota; Glomeromycetes; Diversisporales; Gigasporaceae. The record is from the annotation of a GenBank genome assembly.
CUUAUAUGGAACACAUUCGCUAUAACAAAGUGAGAAACAUCGAUGCAGUGGUGUUCGGAAAAUAUGAGAUCGCGACUUGGUACUAUUCGCCUUUUCCUGAUGAGUAUAAAGACAUUAAAAAGAUAUACGUAUGUCAACACUGCAUGAAAUAUAUGAAAGUCAAGGAAACAUAUGGUCGGCACACUUCUUUAUGCGAAUGGAAGUACCCACCAGGAGAAAAGAUUUAUGAAGUAGGCAGGAAUAAAAUAUACGAGAAUUUUUGCCUGUUAGCAAAAUUCUUUCUCGACAACAAAAUGAUAUAUUAUGAUGUAGAAUCGUUUCUAUUUUACAUUUUGACAGAAGUCGAUGAUCGUAACGAAGAACACGUUAUUGGAUAUUUCUCAAAGGAAAAAAUCUCGUAUGACAAUUACAAUUUAGCUUGUAUUCUUGUCUUCCCUCCCUAUCAAAGGCGAGGGGAGCAUAAAAUUGGAUCCCCUGAACGACCAAUAUCAGAUUUGGGUAUUAGGGGAUAUCAUUCUUAUUGGAAACGUACAAUACUGAAAAUUCUCCAAAAACAUACAACCAAUCUCUACAAUGUUCAAGAGGGCACGGGUACUAUUAACGGUGAUGGAAUGUCACAUAAUGACAAUGGGAGAUUUAUGAUUACCAUUAAUGAAAUUUCUCUGAUGACGAGUAUUCGUAGAGAAGACAUUAUAUAUACACUUCACGAGAUGGGGUUUCUUAAAUACAGGAAUCCCAAUGUUAAUAGCAUUAAUUAUACUGCCGUAACUUAUGAUGUAAAUAAUCAUGCUGUUAACGGUACUGAACAACAUGACCGACAGCCACAUAAUAAUAGCCCUCAACAAACACAAUACCAAUUACACCAUGAUGAGGAAUUUGCACAACAAAGGCAUCAGCAACAUAUUAUAUGUAUUACGCGUAGAAUGGUUGAUGAUUACAUAAGGAGUCAUGGUGUAAAACUUGAUAAUAGAACAGUUGAUAUUUGUGGUCUCAAAUGGACUAAAACCAGUAUGCCCCCAAAAAAUUGA